This is a messenger RNA of Serendipita indica DSM 11827, 1161 nucleotides long. The record is from the annotation of a GenBank genome assembly. NCBI's taxonomy places the organism in Eukaryota, Fungi, Basidiomycota, Agaricomycetes, Sebacinales, Serendipitaceae.
AUGUCCAAACCAGACGCGUUCAGGAGAAUGAUUUGUAGAAUUAAUGGAUCACUCGAUCACGCUAGUACUCAGCUCUUGGACGUCUACUGGGGGAGUAGCUUCCAUGGCAAAGAGGCGGCUACUUUGGGACGUUUAUUGGCUCUUCGCGCUCCAUUCUCGCGCUGGAGAAGUUUGCGUUUACAAACGCCUGUCACCCUCUCACCUGGUGCCCUUUUUCAUGCACCUUCGAUGCAAGGAUUUACCGCCCUGGAGAGCCUGUCUAUGGGAGGUGCACAGACGUGUCCCGAAAUGUUGCAUAUCAUUGGCCAGACCGCGACAGCACGACUGGUAGAGUUAGACAUUCAGGGAAGUUAUAUAUCUCCGGCCGAGUUCCUCCGACAUGGAGGUGAAUCGAUCCUCAAGUUUGUUCGGACGAUGAAGAUAGACAAUCAAUUUUCCAAUCAUUCAUCGUUUGGACGUCAUAUAUUUCCUCCCAACGUGACGAAUCUCCAUACUUUUGCCAUUCCGCUAAUCCCUCUACCGCAUAUUCGACACCUUAUCGCAAAAGGAACGCCACUCCUCCAUCUACAAAAGUCGAGCUUCCCCAGUCUUAUCACCCUCGACAUCUCUUUUGCAUCCGCGGCGGAUAAAUUUGGCGACUCUAUCCUCUUCCCUUCGUUAACUUAUUUGGUCUACCGUGGGCCUUCAUUCAGUCAACUCCCUCUCAUUCACGCCCCCGCCUUGGUAUCCUUACAGUUGCGCGGUAAUCAUAUUUGGAAGGCAUCUGCUGAGGAUAUGCUCGUUCACGCUUUCCAGAAGAACCUACAAUAUAAUCUUACACCCAGUUCCCUCACGAUAGACGUACAUGUUCGCAAAAGCACCAUGAUCAUAAUGAUUAGCAGGCAUAUUGAACGCCUCCGUGAUCUCUGCGUAACCUUGCCAAGCGAGGAAAUCGCGCAACACGUAGUGGAACACUUGCUCAAGGCGUCGCAAGACACAUAUGGAUCAAUCAUUUAUGCGAUACUCUCAAAGCUCACCUUGAAGUUGCUCUGGGUCACCAACGACCACCCAAAGUGGCGAGCCCUCGCACGAAAAUUAGUGGAUUCACCCAAUUUCUCAUCUAUGGAAACCGUCUUUAUUGAAUGGAAGGAUGGCUCUAGUUUGCUCGAGAGACGCACCUGA